AUGGUUACGUUUAAUUGUGAGGUGUGUAAUGACACAGUGCCCAAGAAGAACACAGAAAAGCAUUAUUAUAGGUGUCCGAAUGCAUACUACACGUGUAUAGACUGCUCCAAGACUUUUGAAGACGGUGUAAGCUACAAGAACCACACAUCUUGCAUCAGCGAGGACGAGAAGUACCAGAAAGCACUGUACAAGGGCAAUAAGAAGCAGAAGCAGAAGCAGAAGCAGCCGGCGGCAGCUCCUGCCAAGAAGGUAGAAAAGCCCGUUGUCAAGAAGGUAGAGAAGGUGAGAAAGGCCACCAACGGUAUCGAGCUCCAAAAGGGCGAGUCAUUGUACAAAAUCCUGAAGAACAUCAAGGAUAAAGAUGCGAAGAAGACCUUUUUGAAAAACCUGGUCGUGGACGCAGAGGGGAGCAUCAAAUAUGCAAAGGAAUAA
Molecule: messenger RNA, 432 nt
Organism: Saccharomyces mikatae IFO 1815
Lineage: Eukaryota; Fungi; Ascomycota; Saccharomycetes; Saccharomycetales; Saccharomycetaceae
Exons: 1
Coding region: 1-432 (143 amino acids)
Biological process (GO): rRNA processing; negative regulation of transcription by RNA polymerase II
Cellular component (GO): nucleolus
Molecular function (GO): DNA binding
Source: RefSeq, a predicted model, not a curated record